CUGGGGCUGCUGCCGCUGCGGCGGCUCGGCGGGGGCGCGAAAGGUGCCUCCGCCGCUGCCGCCUCCUCCUGGGCCUGAAACAAGAUGGCGGCGCUGGGCGGCGAGUUCUUCAGUGUGGGCAGCCAAGUGUCGUGCCGGACUUGCCAGGAGCAGCGGCUGCAAGGCGAGGUGGUGGCCUUUGACUACCCCAGCAAGAUGCUGGCGCUCAAAUGUCCUUCUUCCAGUGGCAAGCCUAACCAUGCAGAUAUCUUGCUUAUAAACUUACAGUAUGUUUCAGACGUGGAAAUAAUCAACGACCGCACAGAAACCCCCCCACCUUUAGCUUCACUCAAUGUUGGCAAGCUUGCGAACAAAGCACGGAUGGAGAAGGAAGAAAAGCUGAGCCAGGCGUACGCAAUUAGUGCUGGGGUCUCUUUGGAAGGACAGCAGCUUUUCCAGACAAUACACAAGACCAUUAAAGACUGUAAAUGGCAAGAGAAGAAUAUAGUUGUGAUGGAAGACGUCGUCAUUGCCCCUCCGUACCAAGUGGAAAACUGUAAAGGCAAAGAGGGGAGUGCCCUCAGUCAUGUACGCAAAAUAGUCGAGAAACAUUUUAGAGAUGUCGAAAGCCAAAAGGUGAUGCAGCGUUCACAAGUCCAGCCGACACAGAAGGAAAGCGCCCUCUCGUCCUGAGUCCCGCCUGCCCUUCCUUGGUUGCGACAGAUUGCUCCUGCGGGGUGGGGGAUGGGGUGGGGUUGGGGGAUAUCCUUCGAACACGCAGCCGCAGAUGACACAGACUUCUUCAAAGAGGUCGGGGGAGGGCAGGGGGGUUCAACUUCUGUUCUCGCGGUGGCCCUGUAAUGAUGGGACCCACCACUUCCGAACUUUAGGCUUAAAAACAAAACAAAACAAGAGAAUAAUUUAAAACACUCAUCCAUUACUUGACUAACAGGUUCUUUCAUUUCUGCCCCGCCAGGUGUUUCCCCCUAGCACAGUCAGCCAAGUUGUUAUUUUGAGUUUUCUCUCCCUCCCAGAAGUCUCUCAUCAUUUUUUUUAGCUUUACUGAAAUUGAUUCCACAUCAGUCCCCCUCCUCCUCCUCCUGUACCACAGGAGAAUUCAGCUCCCCAAUGUCCUCCCAUUAAAAAAAAA
Molecule: messenger RNA, 1129 nt
Organism: Gekko japonicus
Lineage: Eukaryota; Metazoa; Chordata; Lepidosauria; Squamata; Gekkonidae
Gene: LSM12
Product: LSM12 homolog
Exons: 5
Coding region: 85-672 (195 amino acids)
Molecular function (GO): RNA binding
Source: RefSeq, a predicted model, not a curated record